This is a messenger RNA of Rhincodon typus (whale shark), 3073 nucleotides long. Its product is annotated as RING-type E3 ubiquitin-protein ligase PPIL2-like. The transcript has 6 exons. NCBI's taxonomy places the organism in Eukaryota, Metazoa, Chordata, Chondrichthyes, Orectolobiformes, Rhincodontidae. Gene Ontology annotation, biological process: protein ubiquitination. The record is from RefSeq and is a predicted model, not a curated record. Gene Ontology annotation, molecular function: ubiquitin-protein transferase activity. Bases 139 to 402 code for a protein of 87 amino acids.
UUCCUUCCAGCGCGCCGGGUUUGUCCGGUCCUUUGUUACAGGCGAACCGGUUGUCAGGAAGUGAGCGCAGUUCCGGCGGCCUGAGGGAGGUUUUGUUUGAAGCUGGGGUUUGAGGUAGCGGCGACUCAUCCGGACACCAUGGGGAAGAGGCAGCACCAGAAAGAUAAAAUGUACAUUACCUGUACAGAAUAUACAAAUUUCUAUGGUGGCAAGAAAGCAGUUAUUCCACAAGCAAACUUCCGCCGCUUGCCCUUUGACCACUGCAGCUUAUCUCUUCAACCCUUUGAGUACCCUGUGUGUACCCCUGACGGAAUGGUAUUCGAUCUCCUGAGUAUAAUUCCAUGGAUAAAGAAAUUCGGAACCCAUCCAACCACUGGAGAGCUAAUCAUUGCUUUUGACUGAUACAGCAGGAAACUGUGGAUAAAGAUGUCAUCAUUCAUUCCCUGGGUUUGAAAACAUGGGAAAGAUGAUUAGGAAGCUAAGCACAUGAAGAUCUUUUUGUUCCUUUUGUUUUUAAAAGAUUGAAACUUGAGUUUUGGGACAAAUGUACUUUUUCAGAUGACUGUGAUGAUAAGAGCGUUGGAAAAGCAUUCCUUUGCAAUGAAAAUUUUAAAAACAAAUAGUUAGCAAGAGACAGAUAAUUUGAAACAUUCUGAUGUGCUUCAGUUAAUAAUUGUUUUUAAUUUGGAAGUUUAUAAUUUUUUUUGCAAUAUGAGCUGAAUUGAAAGCCCAGGGAGCAUUGUUACAAUGAGCUUUCUUUGCUCUCUUUGUUCAAACAUGUACUAGAGUGAUUUUAAUACACUUCUUUUGAGUUCUUGCCCUUCUGUGAAGUGCUGAGUGAGAAAAUAUUCAUUAACCCUUGGCAUGCCAUGCUUUACUAAUUACAUGCAUGAGUUUCAGAAAAGUAAACUUUGUUCCAGUUGGUGUUAUUGGUAGAAGUUGAACCCGAGGCUUAUUCGCUGAGUCAUCCUGUCACGUCUGCUGAAAAGCAGACAUUUAUGUAUGAUUGGAUUUGGCUCCAAUCCCCUUGGUUGCUUAGGUGGAGUACUCUUUUGCCAACCAUAGAGUCGCACAGCAUGGAUACAGAUCCUUCGGACCAACCAGUCAUGCCGAAUGUAAUUCCAAACUAAAUUUGUCCUACCUGCAUGCUCCUGGCUCAUAUCCCUCCAAACCUUUCCAAUUCAUGUAUUCAAACAAAUAUAUUUUAAACGUGUAAUUGUACCCACAUCCACCAUUUCCUCAAGAAGUUCGUUCCACACAUGAACCACCCUCCGUGUAAAAAAAAAAAAAAAAAAUUGCCUUCAUGUCUUUUUUAAAUCUCUCUCCUCCCAUCUUAAAAAUGUGCCCCCUAGUCUUGCAUUCCCUCAUCCUAGGGAAAACACAACCACCAUUAUCUCUGUCUAUACCCCUUAUUAAUUUAUAAACUUCUAUCAGGUCAACUCUCAAGCUCCUACGCUCCAAUGAAAUAAGUUCCAGCCUAUCCACCCCCUUUUUUUAAUAACUCAAACUUUACAAAUCUGGCAACAUCCUGGUAAAUCUCUUCUGAACCCUCUCUAGCUUAAUAAUAUCCUUCCUAUAACUGGGCGACCAGAACUGGAUACAGUAUUCCAGUAGAGGCCUCACCAAUGUCCUGUACAACCUCAACAUGACUUUCCAACUCAGGGAUAACUUAUAAAAACAGCACUGAGCCAGUACACUGGCCACUGGUCAGUUAAAUCUUCAAACAGUAUAUGGAAGCUAUGCACAAUGAAAGCAGAUGGUAGAAAAAUAUGAAUUUAGGGCAAGUAGAAAAGCUACAGUAAUAGGCCAUAAAUAAUUGAGAUUCUUCAGUAUAAGGUUGAACCUAACUUUCGAAUCACUGGAUAAGAGCAAAAGAAAAAGAUUUACAUUUGUAAAGCACCUUUUGCAACCUUGUGACAUUCUAAAGUGCUUUGCACCAAAUUGAAUACUUAUUAUAAAUGUUCACCGUUACAAUCUAACAAAUUUAGCAGUCCAGUUUGUAUACAGGAAACUCUCAAACACCAGUGUCAUCAUGACCAAAUAAUCUCUCUUUGUAAUGCUAGGUGAGAUAAAUAUUGGCUAAGACACACACCUCUUUUCAGUAUUACGAUAGCUGAGUAACAGAGAUUUUCUAUUAAUUACAAAAUCUUUAAGAAUUACAGUCACAAUUUUCCCGUGUGUGUGCACUGUUUUUGAGAACUGUUACAUGUCUCAAUUAAUGAAGCUGCUUCACACUGGGUUUCUUGGGACUGGCUGUGGUGUUGUCCUCUUACAAUGCUGCUGAACUGGAGCAGGUUGAGACUUGUUGGCUCAGUGUUCAUCAUAAUUCCCAAGAGUCUAGUUAUGCAGCACUGUGUUUUAUUUUGAAGCUGUUGAGUUUCUUCCUAAGGUUACAGCUAUAGGAGAUUACUGUGAACGAAAACAGUGCAUUUAACUCUGUGCCAUUUGCACAGUUUGUAGUCAACUGCUGUCAAGCUGAUAGAAACCUCUAAUCAAAUAAUUCUUAGCGCUGUGUAUUUAGUGAUGCAAUCAAAAUUGCUUCAGAUAGACAGUUAAGUGAACAGUAAGUGGUUUAAAAUUCCUUUGAACCCCAAUAGUUUCUUUUUAUAAUGAGGUUUGUUUUUCCAAAUUGAAUCUUUACCUUGAAUUUCUAUUAGAAACAAAUUGCAUUUAUAUAGCAUUAUUUUGUAAAAAACUUCCCAGGAGUCUUUAGAGUAGACAAGCAGCGCUUGUGACAGAGUUAGUAAAGGUGACAGGAUUGGAAAGGUUACAUAAACAUAGUUUAAAACGAAUAGUGGUUGAGAAAGGUAUCAGGUCCAUGUGCACUGUGCCGCAUAUGUUUAUACCUAGCCAAGUGGAUUCAUAAAGAAUUGCGAACAAAACUCACAGGGAGUACUGGGCAAUUAAGUACAACUGGUGUUUUCUCUUAUCUUCCAGGACUUAGCAAGCAUAUAUUGUACAUUCUAAUGUUCUGAAAAUGUGUGGCUUGACUAUCCAAUAUUGAAACAACUAAUAUUGACAUGUAAGAGAACAAUCUGUUCUCAAUGUCCAUUAAACUCUUCAGUUCUUCGUC